Molecule: messenger RNA, 1011 nt
Organism: Vicia faba (fava bean)
Lineage: Eukaryota; Viridiplantae; Streptophyta; Magnoliopsida; Fabales; Fabaceae
Source: the annotation of a GenBank genome assembly
AUGUCAUCUUCAACCUCACAAACCCAAAACCCCCAACUUCGCAAAGACCCAAUUUCCAACCGCUGGGUAAUCUUCUCACCCGCAAGAUCAAAACGACCCACCGACUUCAAAUCCAAAUCACCAUCAAACCCUAAUCCCAACACCACCUGCCCUUUCUGCAUCGGCAACGAACACCAAUGCGCACCCGAAAUCUUCCGGGUCCCACCCGAUUACCCGAACUGGAAGAUUCGGGUCAUUCAGAAUCUUUACCCGGCUCUCUCACGCGAUCUCGUAGACCCGGUUGGUGCAACUUCCGGUUCGGUUUUGGAUGGGUUUGGGUUUCAUGACGUUGUUAUUGAAACUCCGGUUCAUUCGGUUCAGCUUUGUGAUUUGUCCAGGGAUGAAAUUGGAGAGGUUUUUGUUGCUUAUACGAAGAGAAUUCGAGAACUUGUUAAGCGCAUUUCUAUCAAAUACGUUCAGGUGUUUAAAAACCAUGGUGCUGCAGCCGGUGCAUCAAUGACUCAUUCCCAUAGUCAAAUGAUAGCCAUGCCGGUUAUUCCACCUACUGUUUCCGCCCGCCUUGGAAGCAUGAAGGAUUUUUAUGAUGAGACCGGGAAAUGUUGUGUUUGUGAAAUUCAACGUGAGGAUCUUUUGAUCGAUUCCUCGACCUACUUCUUUUCACUGGUGCCUUACGCCGCUUCAUUUCCUUUUGAAAUUUGGAUUGUUCCUCGUUAUCACUCUGCUCAUUUCCAUGAAUUGGAUGCUGAAAAGGCAGUUGAUCUUGGAGGUUUGUUGAAACAGAUGCUUAGGAAGAUAUCUUUGCAGUUGAACGAUCCGCCGUUCAACUUUAUGAUUCACACUAGUCCGCUUCAUGGUGAUGAAUCGGAAUUGGCCUACACUCAUUGGUUUAUACAGAUAGUACCUCAACUAAUUGGGACGGCGGGUUUCGAACUUGCAACUGGUUGUUAUAUAAAUCCAGUUUUCCCUGAGGAUGCUGCAAAGGUUCUAAAAGAAGUGAAUGUUCCAGAAUAG